Vanrija pseudolonga is the source of this 1602-nucleotide messenger RNA. RefSeq names its product Fujikurins efflux protein. Gene Ontology annotation, cellular component: membrane. The transcript is spliced from 8 exons. Lineage: Eukaryota; Fungi; Basidiomycota; Tremellomycetes; Trichosporonales; Trichosporonaceae. Bases 260 to 1366 code for a protein of 368 amino acids. Gene Ontology annotation, biological process: transmembrane transport. The record is from RefSeq and is a predicted model, not a curated record. Gene Ontology annotation, molecular function: transmembrane transporter activity.
CGCCUCGACUCGGCGGCGUCGAGACACACGACGACGUCAAAAGCCGACCAACAAGACAACCCCGAGCCUCUCUCCGCAGCCGACAGUCGACGACCUCGUCACCGGCGGAGGCGAGAAUGAGCGCGAGGUAGCCAACCUCCCCCCGCCCGACCGCGGUCGCGCGGCGUGGACGAUCCUCGCGGCUGUCACGGUCAUCGAGCUGAUCGUCUGGGGCCUGCCGUACUCCAUCGGCAUUCUGCACAAGUACUGGGUGCACGACAUGUUCCCCCACAGCGAGAGCACCGUCACCUUGGCGAGCAAUUUACAAAAUGGCAUGCUGCUUGUCGGCGUGGGAUUGUGCGGGCCUCUCUUCGCUGCCAUGUCCCCCAAGCUCGUCUUGCCGGUGCAGCUUUUCGGCCUGGUAUGCGGUACGCUCGCCUUCAUCCUCACGGCGUUUGUGACGAGCGCCUGGCAACUCGUCAUUACCCUCGGCAUUCUGUACCCGCUCUCAUCUCUGCUCUUCUUCCCCUGCAUCCCGAUCCUGUACGACUGGUUCGUCGAGCGCCGUGGCCUCGCGUCCGGCAUCAUGUUUGGUGGCGCAGCUGUCGGCGGCACAAUCUUCCCACUCAUGACGGCCAAGCUGCUGGACGCGGUCAAGUACAAGCCGACGCUGUACACCAUCGCGGCCAUGUUCGGCUCGUGCAACGGCGUUGCGAUGAUCUUCUUGCGGCGCCGAGUGCCCAUCGCGCCCGUCGCGCCGGGACGCCGCGUCCGCCCGCCCAUCAACUUUGCCUUCCUCAAGCGCCGUGGAUUCUGGGAGAUGGUCACCUUUGUUGCUAUCACGUCAUUGGGCAGCUUUAUCCCCUCCGUCUGGCUCCCAACCUUCGCGGACGCCGUUGGACCCACGCACCCAGGCGGCACAGGCCUCGUUGCCAUCAUGUACGCCUCGUCUUCGUUCGGCAACCCCAUGGUCGGCUUCCUGGCUGAUCGCUUCCCCGUCGGGUUCGUCGUCACCGGCAUGUGCACGGCAGCGGCGCUGGCGGCCUGGCUGCUCUGGGGCCUAGGCACAAACAGCGCACUUCUGGUCCUGUUCUCCAUGGUAUGGGGCAUGCUUGCCCUGCCUCUAGCCGCGACCUGGAGCCAGAUGAUCAGCUACGUUGCGAGGGAUGACCCCGCGCUGCCGAUGUUGCUGUUCAGCAUCUGCGCCUUUGUCCGAGGAAGCAUCAACUUUGCGUCAGGCCCGAUCUCAACUGCUCUGCUCAAGAGCGGCGUGCUGCGGGGCGCGGCUGGGGCAUACGGUACGACCAACUACGGCGCGCUCCUCCUCUUCACUGGUGCAGUCACGUUUGUUGGCGGGCUCGCAGCCGCAUUCUUCCCUCGACGAUAGAGACUCACACGCAUGGUCAUCACUGCAUACAAGACUCCUUGAGGCUCGGCUCGCCUACGCCGACCACCUCGUGCCUCGGCAUGGCUCUCGUCGGCUGCUGGUGUCAUGGUGGUCUCCUCGGCAGCUGCGCGACAACGGCUGACGAGCUGUCCGCCGACACUCGGCCUGGCGUGACCUUCCUUGGUGCUGUUGAUCCCCGAGGACAUUGCGUACUGCAGCAAGCACCUCACCUCGGC